This is a messenger RNA of Osmerus eperlanus (European smelt), 6101 nucleotides long. It is a transcript of the gene rbm33a, whose product is annotated as RNA binding motif protein 33a. Lineage: Eukaryota; Metazoa; Chordata; Actinopteri; Osmeriformes; Osmeridae. The record is from RefSeq and is a predicted model, not a curated record. The transcript is spliced from 19 exons. The coding region runs from base 153 to 3926 and encodes 1257 amino acids. Gene Ontology annotation, molecular function: RNA binding.
GCCAUGUUUAUGCUCUGAUUGUGGUGCAAAGCCCUGACGAUUCUACUACUAGCAAGCUGGUUGUUUGAAACCCAAAUCGUAAAAAUCUCAAUGCAUUUCUCAAUCAUAUAGCCUACUAUAACCCCUAUACAUCGUGGAAACGGUAUUGCGUAAUGGCGGCAAGUGCCCAAGCAGAUGAUGGCUUUGAUGAGUAUGACAAACCAGGUGCCGAGAGGUCCCGCAGAAGAAGAGGAGAGGAGGAUGACGAUUUAGAGAGUGACUUUGAGGGUGAUUUGUUGGCAGAAGAUUGGCUGACAUCUAAAAAAAAUCCUUCAGAGGCAUCAGAUGAAGAGCUGAACGAUGACCUUCUGCAGAGCGACGACGAAGAUCAAAACAUAAGCGGGCAUGGCGUGAGCCUCAAUGUCACUCUGGGUGGAUCCCUUGACCAGCAGGUCAACACAGAUGAGGCGGUCAACCUGGGGCAGGAAGGCUACGAGGAGGCGGAGCUGGGUGGCUAUCUGCAGGAGGGGGGCGAUUACACCGGUGAGGAGGAGCAGGAGGAGUACAUUGGCAUGGCCGAUGACGCAGGACUGGCCGAAGACCAGAUGGAGUACUCUGGAGAGCAGGAAGAGGUGGACCAGCUCUACCAGGACGAAGUGCUUGACAUUCAAAUUAAUGAGCCCAUAGAUGACGAAUUUCAAGUUGACGAUUACUCGACCAGCUUCGGCGAUGAGCGACUGGAGGAGCAGGUAGAGGAGCAGCAGCAGGAGCAGGAGGAGGAGGAGGCACCGGAGGGGGAGGAAGAGGAGGCGGCCGACGGCUCCCAGUUCCCCGACACAGACGAGGCUGAGAAGGAACAGGAGGCUGAGGAGGACAUGAAGGAAGAGUCUGACGAAGAGGAGGAAGAUGACGAAGAGUCCGGCCGGCUGCGCUUCAAGACCGAGCGAAAGGACGUCAGCGUUGUGCGGCUGGCCGACGCAGCGAGCAAACGAAGAAACAUACCUGAAACACUAGAACUCUCCGAGGAGGCCAAAGCCGACCUGAUGGAGUUCGAGGAGCAAGAACGCCAACGGAGGCAGGGUCGCUUCGGUGGUCGAGGAGGACGAGGAGGCCGGGGAGGGAGAGGGAUGUUUCCUGGGUUCGGGAUGGGGGACUUCCGGGGUGGAGGAAGAGGAAGAAUGAAUGACCAGAGGAUUCCAAUGAUGCCUCUACACAUGGGCAUGCAGCAGUCUCUCUCUAGAAUGCCCCCUCCUCACCACCACCAUCACCCUCAUCAUCACCAGCACCACCACAACACUCCAAACUCUCUCCUGGAACAUGGAGGUCCUCUGGCCCAGCAGCCCCUGCAGCCCCUCAUCCCCCCCCACAUGGCCCACCGCUCGACCCCCACACAGGGCUCGCCGGCCCGGCCGCAGAUGGUUCCGCAGGCACGCGUGAUGAGCUCCCCGCCAUCCAGCAACCCCCACCCACAGCACCAGAGCCAGCAGCACCAGAGCCAGCAGCACCAGAACCAGCAGCAGGCUCCACAGCAGCCCAAAAACAUCCACAUCAACCCCCAUUUCAGGGGCCCGUCCUCAUCCCCUGCCCAAGUGCCCUUGAUGCCGCCUGCUCAGAGCCAGCCCAGACCUGCUGUGGGUCCUCAGAGGUUCCCCGGACCUGGGGACUUCCAGCAGCACAUGCCUGGCAGCUUUGGCCAGCCCCAGCGGCCCCCCCAUCACAUGGAGCCCUGGAGGAACCAGCCCCCUCCACCCCUCCAGGAUAGAGAGCCUUUCUUCAUUGGCGAGCCGCGGUUCCCAGGGCAACACAUGUUCGACCACCCCAACUCCUCCCCUCUGAUGAACAGCAACAACAGCCACCACCAGCAGGUACCCAGCCAGGGUCACCCUCCGUUCGGCCAGCCGGCCUUCAACCAGGCGGGCCAGGGCCCGGGUCCUCUGGGCCUGUUCCAGAGGGAGCCCCCCAGACCCAACCUCCCUCCCCAGGGCCACCAGGGCAUGGGCGGGCUGGGCCAGCACGGUGGACCCCCCAACAACCGCCAGUUCAUGGGGGGCCCUGGCCUCCGCCAGUCGUUCCCCCCGCAGCAGAACCCCUUUACCGCUCAGCAGCUUCCGUUUGGGAUGCAGGUACGGAUGAGAGGCUUGAUGCACGGCCCUCCUCACUCGCAGCUCUCGCGCCACGACCCGCCGCUAUCCCAUCAGGCCAUGCACCAGCAGCAUCACAGGCAGGACCUGUCCCAGCCGCCGCCCCACCUGCUGCCUCUGCAGCAGCAGCACCACCCCAGCGAGCAGCAGCAGCGGCCCAUGAUGCACCACUCCCAGGGCCCCUUCCAGCAGCAGCUACUCGGGGGCAGCCCCCGCCAGAUGCCCCCGCAGUCCCAGAACCCCCAGCAGCAGCAGCGCAGCGCCCCCAUCAGGCCCCGCAUGAGUAAUCCCAAACAGAUGCAGCUUCUUCCCCAGCGCAACAGCAACCUCCGCGAGCUUCCCGUUGCCACCGGCAACCCCGGCAUGAACAGUGCCCGCCCCGCCUCCACACCCACCUCCAACGUCAGACCCGUUGCCAGGGCGGCGCCGGGGAUGCGUCCGGGGCAGAACUUCCGGCCCGUGCCCGGCGGGGGCAGAGGCAGAGGCCAGCCCCCCACCAAGUCUCAGGCACCACCCGGGGCCCCAGAGAGAACGGUGGUGAGGAAGGAGAUCCCGAGCGCUCCUCCCAGCGCCACGCCAGUCGACCCCGACGAGGACGAGGAGACGAGGCUGUACCGCCUGAAGAUCGAGGAGCAGAAGAGGCUGAGGGAGGAGAUCCUGAGGAAGAAGGAGAUGAGGAGGCAGAUGCAGGCCGGCGUCAGGAAGAAGGAGCUGCUCGAUCGCAUCACCAGCCAGGGAGCCAAUCAGGGCCCAGGACAAGGUCCAUUUUCCAAUCAGAAUGCAGCAGCACCGUAUCCCCCCCAACAACAACAGCAGCAGCAACCGCAACAGCAGAGGCAACAGGCCCCUUUCCCCCCUAAACCCCAGCAACCCCAGGUCCCCCACCAGCAGGGUUCCCCCUUCCCCCCUAACGGCACCCCACAGACCAUCCAGUCCCGUCAAAACGUUAAGACCCGUUUGCAGAUGGCCAAGGGCGGCCCGCAGCUGCAGCAGCUGCAGCAGCGUCCAGGCCCUGGCGGCAACCAGCAGGAACAGUGGCAGCAGCAGAGGAGGAACGCCCCCUUGCAGAACCCAGUCAGACCAGGCCCUCAGUUCCAGAGUCCCCAGGCCCCGCCGGGGAACAUGCCCCUGCUGGAGGGCCUCGGGGUGGGCCAGGGCCCGGACCAGGCCCAGUUUCAGGGGAAUAAAUCGAUCAUGAAAAGGACAGUGAUGCAGCGGUCCAACAGCGGCGGUAGAGAGACUUUACAGCCGCCACAGAAAGUCCGUGUGGUCAAGCUUCUAGGCGGGGGAGGAGACGGGCCGGACGCCUGCGACCCCCUGCAGCAGCAGCCCCUCAGGCCGGGCCCCCCUCUCCGCCAGGGGCCCCUGAGGAAGAUCACCCUGGCCAGCCCUCCCGGGGAGCAGCUCCAGAGCCUUGUCACGGCCCUGGAGGCCAGAGGGGGCAUAGGCAGCCCGCAGCCAAACAGGGUGGUGGUUCCGGGCCGGGGCAGAGCCAGAGGCAGAGGGGCAGCGAGCCCCAGUCCGAUUGGCCGGGGCAGAGUAAUGCCCACAAGGCCGAACCAGAAGUCCCCAGAGGGCCAGUCCAGCACUGUAUCCAUCGAGGGGCUCUCCUCCUCCACCACCGACACACAGCUCAGGAACCUGCUCCAGUCUAUCGGACCCAUCCAGAUGUUCAAAAUGCUGCCCCAGCAGAGGAAAGCCAUCGCCAAAUUUGUCAGUCCCCAGCACGCUCACAGCUUCCAAGUCAGCUUCAACAGGCACAUGAUAGAUUUGUCCCAUAUUGACGUGUCGCUGAUUGACGGCUAAGGCGCGAGGGAUCCGGUGAGCAGGACGCGCCGCACAUGCCCAGCCCCGCCCGGCAGGAACACUCCCUACGUCUACGAGCAGGUCGUUAGCACACGGCCCUCUGGCACACUACACCAGCUGGCCCUUCCUCAGACAAGCACCUCGUCCCCCCUCGUACAAGCACCACUCAUCCACAGUCUGCGGAACUAGGAAGAAGACGCCAGCAGCAUGUUUUCCUACCCGACAGGACUGUAACUGUUUAUGAACACACUGGAACAAUAUCUGCUAGAUAGACACUCAGCUCUGCUGAUGCAGGUUGUGGAAGAAGGUUUGAUGAAAUCUCUUGCAUCCUGCAGAGACGAUAAUUAGCCGUGCCUAUCAACACUAGAUAAUGGUUGCUCCCUCUCUGUGCCACCCGUCAAUAACGACUGACUUGAACAAAGUAGGUUUCCAGAAAGUAAUUUGGGUGUGGCGGUUUUGUGUGAUUUGUUGAGAUGAGGCUCCUGUUGUCAUGUUGUGUACAGGCGUAGUUGCGAGAAGAGUGCUGUCUGCCUGCUGGCAUGUUUUCCCCCACCCCCUGCAAGUGUUACCUCCCUCCUGUAGGUGGCAGCAUCUUAUAGUGAAUCUGGUCUUCCCGUUUGGCAUCGACAGAAUGCUUUCAAGGCAGAGAACAUCUUCAAGAUGUCCAGAGAGAGGGUGGGGUGUAAUUGAACAGCCUAGUGGAGAACAUUUGAGAUGUUAAUGGCGACUUAUAGUUAUGGUUAAUUACUUCUUGCUGACUGUAUCUCUCCUAUCUUUUUUUUCAACUGGUAUUCACAGAGUUAAGACAGCAAUUAUGUCUCACUUCCCAGCAACCUUUACCCAAAUUACCUAAUAGACAUUUAUGGUAGAUAUCUCUAGUUUGUUAUUCCCUCACGUUCAGUGGUAGGACUACAUUGGCUACCCAGUGCCUUUGGCUGUAGCAUUCCAUAAUAGCGGAUCUUUGAUAAUUGAAUUAGGACUUUUAGCUGGUUGAAAUGGAGAACAUUUGUACAAAAUCUAGAGUUCUUUUUUUUUUUAAGACAAUUUUAUUUUUCAGAAUCAUUGUCUACCUUUUGAUUAGUGGGCAUUUUGACUUCAAGCACGCAUGUUGGAGUAGGCUCUGUUCUGUAGACAGGUUUUAAAGGUUACAUAUUGAGAAGUGGUGCUUAGGUCUAGAUAGCAUGUAUGGCAGAAUAAGUUUAAAGAACAGGGAUUUCCCAAUAUAAGUUGCAACUCGUUUGUAAUGAUUUCUGUUGAAAUAUGAUUUGGGUGAUUUGUUAUGGAGUAAGGGUUCUAUGAAUGGUUCUACUUCUAUUUAGGGUUGGUGAUUUGUGUUGAUCAGUUCAGGAAACAGUUUAAAUUGUUUUGGAGUUAAUUGUUUAAGCAGGAUGGUGUUUUGAAUAGCUCAUAUAUAGACAAAACAUGCCCAUCUCAAAUAGGAAACAGAUUUUAAUUUGUGACAUAGUAGAAAUCAGAAAAGCAACUGGUACGGAUAACAGAACAUAUUUCACUUCAACUUCAGGCAUUUGUAAUGACAGUCAUGAGCAACAGCACUUUCCAACCUCAGAAAACGUUAAUUUAAUCAGAAUCGAUUAGAUUUUUAUAUUUGACCAGAAGUAGGGUCUUAUGUCAGUAUCCAACCAGUCAGACAAGGCCAUUUCCUUAUACAAUUCAAUUUAAUAUACUCAAGUUCAGCUUGGACCCACACUUAAUUUUUCUAACCAACGUUUUUUUUGCUAACUAAAGAUAAGUCACAGAGCUCUUAACAUCAGAGUCUGAUCGUUAUAAAAGUCAUAAAAUUGAGCAAUUUUACAUCCAGUGGCAACAGUUUAUCAUGCAUUUAAUAGUGCGGGGGCAACCAUUAUCCAUAUAUUAGUGAUCAUGUAUAUAAAACCAUAACUUUCACUGUGUUUAUCAGUGUUCUCAUGUGUAUACAGUAUGUGCUUUGAUGUAUGUAUCGAGUUAACUUUUUAUAUAUAUGAAGAAGUGUCCAGACGUUAAUCAUUUUACAAACAUUUAAUUUGUAUGUAGAACCAAAAAGCUAAGACUGGACCACAUUUCUGUUAAUAGGCGUUUGAAGACAUUUUAAAGGUAAAAGGAAAAAAAAAAUAAACAACUGGCAUAUAUACCAUGAAACUACAGGUAUGUGAAGCCGAAUAACUUCUAGCCCACAAU